This is a messenger RNA of Ananas comosus (pineapple), 3176 nucleotides long. Its product is annotated as chaperone protein ClpD2, chloroplastic. The transcript is spliced from 13 exons. Gene Ontology annotation, biological process: cellular response to heat. Bases 1 to 2865 code for a protein of 954 amino acids. The record is from RefSeq and is a predicted model, not a curated record. Gene Ontology annotation, cellular component: cytoplasm. NCBI's taxonomy places the organism in Eukaryota, Viridiplantae, Streptophyta, Magnoliopsida, Poales, Bromeliaceae. Gene Ontology annotation, molecular function: ATP binding; ATP hydrolysis activity.
AUGGACACUGUACCUACAGGAAUCUUCAAGAAGAAGGGGAGCGUAGUCGUCUUUCCUCCUCGUCGUUGUUGUCGUCGGCGGCGGCGUCCGUCCGCCCCUUCGCGAUCCAAACCCUACUCCCUCUCCCUCUCCCUCCGCGCCCCCUCCUCCUUCGCCGCCCCCGUCCCCUCCUCCCCUCCUCCGCUCCUGCGGCGCCGCCGCCUCCACCGCCGCGCUCGGCCGCCGCCGCCGGAGCGGCGGCGGGGCGGCGUCUACGCCGUGUUCGAGCGGUUCACGGAGCGCGCGAUCAAGGCCGUGGUGUUCUCGCAGCGCGAGGCGCGCGCCCUCGGCCGCGAGAUGGUGUUCACGCAGCACCUCCUCCUCGGCCUCGUCGCCGAGGACCGCUCCCCCGCCGGAUUCCUCGGCUCCGGGAUCACCCUCGACCGCGCCCGCGACGCCGUCCUCUCCAUCUGGCCCCUCUCCGACGGCGCCGGCGAUCCGGAACGGUCGCAAUCGGCCACCGACGUGCCCUUCUCCGUCAGCACGAAGCGCGUCUUCGAGGCCGCCGUCGAGUUCUCGAGAAACAUGGGCUGCAACUUCAUCGCGCCCGAGCACAUCGCCGUCGGCCUCUUCACCGUCGACGACGGCAGCGCCGGACAGGUCCUCAGGAGCUUGGGAGCAGACAUAAAUCACCUAGCAUCAGUAGCACUCUCUAGACUUCAAGGGGAGCUCAUAAAGGAUGGUAGAGAACCAGUGGCAUCUUCCAAGAAAAUGUUUCAAAAAUCUCCUGCCAGAAAAGCUGCAGUUGUGAAUUCUGAGAAGAGGAAAGACAAAAGUAUGUUAGCUCAAUUUUGUGUGGAUCUAACUGCGCGAGCUGGCGAAGGGCUCAUUGAUCCCAUAAUUGGUCGGGAUACCGAGAUACAGAGAAUUGUUCAGAUCCUAUGUCGCAGAACAAAGAACAAUCCAAUUCUUUUGGGUGAUCCUGGAGUUGGUAAGACAGCGCUCGCCGAAGGUUUGGCCCUUCGCAUUGCCGAUGGAGACGUCCCUUUUUUUCUUUCGGCGAAGCGCAUAAUGUCGCUGGAUGUAGGCCUACUCAUGGCUGGCGCAAAGGAGAGGGGAGAGUUAGAAACCAGGGUUACUGGUUUAAUACAUGAAGUGCGGAAAGCAGGUGAUGUUAUUCUCUUCAUUGAUGAGGUCCAUAAUCUUAUUGGAUCUGGCACAGUGGGGAGAGGGAACAAGGGAUCAGGUCUAGAUAUUGCUAAUCUGCUGAAGCCUUCUCUUGGUAGAGGUGAAUUGCAGUGCAUUGCGUCCACGACUGUUGAUGAGCACAGGACACAUUUUGAGAAGGAUAAAGCUUUAGCUCGCCGGUUCCAGCCAGUGUUUAUAAAUGAGCCUAGCGAGGAGGAUGCCGUGAAGAUAUUACUUGGUCUACGUGAAAAAUAUGAAAGUUACCACAAGUGCAAAUUCACUUUGGAAGCUAUAGAUGCUGCAGUUUACCUGUCAGCCAGAUAUAUUCCAGACAGACAACUUCCUGAUAAAGCUAUCGACCUAAUAGACGAAGCUGGUAGCAGAGCUCGUAUGGACUCAUUUAAGAGGAAGAAGGAAGAGCAGACCUCUAUUCUCACAAAGUCACCAGAUGAAUAUUGGCAAGAGAUCAAAGCAGUCCAGGCUAUGCAUGAAGUGGUACUGGCAAAUCAACUGAAGUACUAUCCGGAAGAGAGCAACCAAGAGAAUAAUAUUGAUGCUAAUGUCUCUAAUGAUGCCGGGAUGGUCUCACCAUCCGUCUCGUCAACUACGGAUAAUGAUGAGCCUGUUAUUGUCGGACCAGAGGAAAUAGCCAAAGUUGCCUCGCUGUGGUCGGGAAUACCAGUUCAGCAGGUCACUGCAGAUGAGAGAGAAGUUCUGAUUGGUUUAGAUGAAGAAGUUAGAAAGCGUGUAAUUGGUCAAGAUGAUGCUGUCAGUGCCAUAUGCCGAGCUGUGAAGAGAUCCCGUAUCGGCCUGAAUGACCCGGACAGACCAAUCUCGGCUAUGCUCUUCUGUGGGCCAACAGGUGUUGGCAAAACUGAACUCACUAAAGCCCUAGCAGCGAGCUACUUUGGAUCAGAGGAUGCUAUGCUACGGUUGGAUAUGAGCGAAUACAUGGAGCGACACACUGUGAGCAAGCUUAUAGGAUCUCCUCCAGGUUACAUAGGCUAUGGAGAGGGAGGUACUUUGACAGAAGCAGUUAGGAGGAGACCUUUCACAGUGGUAUUGCUUGAUGAAAUAGAAAAAGCUCACCCUGAUAUAUUUAAUAUCCUCCUCCAAGUGUUUGAGGAUGGCCACCUUACUGAUUCUCAGGGCCGUAGAGUUUCGUUCAAGAAUACCUUGAUUGUCAUGACAUCCAAUGUCGGCUCUACAGCAAUUUCUAAGGGAAGGCGGAGCAUAGGUUUCCUGAUCUCGGACGACAAGGAGUCAAGCUCAUAUGCCGCCAUGAAAGCUCUGGUGAUGGAAGAGUUGAAGGCGUAUUUCAGGCCCGAGUUGCUCAACCGAAUAGACGAGGUGGUUGUAUUCCGCCCUCUCGAGAAAACUCAGAUGCUAGAUAUUUUGAGCAUAAUGUUGCGAGAAGUCAAGGAAAGGCUGCUUUUAUCCCACGGGAUCGGUCUAGAGGUAUCCAAAGCUAUAAUGGACUUGGUGUGCCAGCAAGGGUACGACAAAAGCUACGGUGCACGGCCGCUGAGGAGGGCGGUGACUCGCUUAAUUGAGGAUGUCGUAAGUGAAGUAAUUCUCGCCGGAGAAUGCAAGCCCGGCGACACACUUGUGAUCGACAUUGACGCCUCAGGAAAUCCUUUCGUCAGCCUGCCGCCCGACCAGACUGUCCAAUUGUCGGACGCCACAUCGACCCUCUAAUAUCAUCGUGUCGACCUUUCAUACAUCUAUUCUUUCGCCUGAGCAGAUAACUGAUUCUUUGCUGUAUAGGUAUAUAUAAAUAUAUAUUAUAUAUAUAUAUAUAUACAAUUUAACAUGUAUAUAUCAAGUAAAUUCAACUCUCGAAAUUGAUAGAGAUUAUUUUUUAUGACGCUGCUGCGGUAACUACAGUGGAACUGCUAUUAUCAUACAGCAUCAAAUGAAAUAGUAACAUAUUUGUAGAACCCUUUUAAACUUCACUCUUGAUGAGGGGAUCUGCAUACCUUGCCGUACAAGGUAUAUUCUGGACUAAA